AUGCAUGGAUGCAAAACAUACCUUGGCAUUGAAAUUGCCAAUAUACCAAAAAUUGGUCCUAACAAAGACCAGCAACAAUCGUUGCUCCAUUUGAAGAAAAGCCUUCAAUUUGAUCAACCUUCGUACUCAACCAAGGUUAUAUCUUGGAAUUCAAGCACCGACUGUUGUUCUUGGCUUGGUGUUACUUGCACUGGUAAUGGGAAUGUUUUUGGUCUUGACCUUAGCCUAGAAUCUAUCUCCGGUCCAAUUCCAGGAUCCUUUGCCAGCUUUUCAAACUUGAGGGAGUUGGACUUGAGUUCGAACAAUAUCUCCGGUCCAAUUCCAGGGAUUCUUUGCCAACUUUUCAAACUUGAAGGUGUUGGACUUGAGUGGGAACAACAUCUCCGGUCCAAUUCCAGGAUCCUUUGCCAACUUUUCAAACUUGAGGGAGUUGGACUUGAGUGGGAACAGCAUAUUUGGUCCGGUUCCAGGAUUCUUUGCCAAUUUUUCAAAGUUAACUUCCUUGAGUCUCAGUGGUUGUCAGUUGAAUGGAACAUUUCCCAACGAGAUCUUUCAGGUACCUACUCUACAGACUAUUAA
Messenger RNA from Prunus armeniaca (apricot), 579 nucleotides. The record is from the annotation of a GenBank genome assembly. NCBI's taxonomy places the organism in Eukaryota, Viridiplantae, Streptophyta, Magnoliopsida, Rosales, Rosaceae.